AUGUCUUCUCAUAAGACCUUCAGAAUCAAGAGAUUCCUGGCCAAAAAACAAAAACAAAAAUUUCCCAUUCCCCAAUGGAUUCCAAUGAAAACUGGCAAUAAGAUCAGGUAUAACUCCAAGAGGAGACACUGAAGAAGAACUAAGCUGAAUCUAUGAGGAACUGCACUAAAACAGAUGGAACAUAUAUUUUGUGCUGUAUCAACAUCACCCUCUUGACUGUAUCAAGCUAAGGAUACCACCAUCGUAUGGA
Molecule: messenger RNA, 250 nt
Organism: Ochotona curzoniae (black-lipped pika)
Lineage: Eukaryota; Metazoa; Chordata; Mammalia; Lagomorpha; Ochotonidae
Product: 60S ribosomal protein L39-like
Exons: 1
Coding region: 1-132 (43 amino acids)
Biological process (GO): translation
Cellular component (GO): cytosolic large ribosomal subunit; ribosome
Molecular function (GO): structural constituent of ribosome
Source: RefSeq, a predicted model, not a curated record